AUGGGAAUUGCAAACAAGAUGAGAAUCCAUGGUUACAAGCUCAAUGAUGUGGCCAUUAUUAAAAAGAUCCUGAGAUCUAUGGCUCCCAAGUUCGAUUAUGUUGUGUGCUCUAUUGAAGAUUCAAGAGGAAGAGGUCGAGGAAACAGAGAUGAAGAUGGAGGUCGAGGCAACAAAGAUGAAGGCAGAUCAUCUCAUAAUUACAAGAGGAAUGAUGACCAUUCCCAAAACAGAGGUAGAGGACAAGGUGACAAGUCCAAAAUUGAGUGUUAUAGGUGUGGCAACCUUGGGCACUAUCGAAAUGAGUGCUACACGAAGCUGCCCAAAGAAAAAGAAAAUGGAGAAAUAUCAAACUUUGCUGAAAAGAAGGAAGAAGAAACACUUUUGAUGGCUUUCCAUGCCAAGGAGGAACCUGAGUUGGAUGUACGGACUAAAAAUGACUUUGUUGAGACAAUUUUAAAUGUGUUUUAUGUUCCUGAUUUGAAGUCUAACCUAUUGAGUGCUGGCCAAUUACAAGAUAAGGGUUAUGUUAUAACAAUCCAAGAAGAUGUGUGUGAAAUAUAUGAUCCAGCAAGGGGUGCCAUUGUCGUUGUUCAAAUGACAACAAACAGAUUGUUUCCGCUGAAGAUAAAGACAUUUCAGGCUUGUGUAAUGGCUAAGGAAGAUGACUCGUCAUGGUUGUGGCAUUUUAGAUAUGGUCACUUGAAUUUCAAUGGAUUGAGGACACUUCAUCAGAAGCAAAUGGUGACUAGCCUUCCCAUGAUCACACCACCAUCCAAAAUUUGUGAAGAUUGCAUUGUUGGCAAGCAAUACUGA
Prunus avium (sweet cherry) is the source of this 813-nucleotide messenger RNA. The record is from RefSeq and is a predicted model, not a curated record. Lineage: Eukaryota; Viridiplantae; Streptophyta; Magnoliopsida; Rosales; Rosaceae.